This is a messenger RNA of Linum trigynum, 855 nucleotides long. The record is from the annotation of a GenBank genome assembly. NCBI's taxonomy places the organism in Eukaryota, Viridiplantae, Streptophyta, Magnoliopsida, Malpighiales, Linaceae.
AUGAGCGGAUUAGCGACGCCUUGCUUUGGACGGCUCUCUACUCUGCGUUGGAUUAAAGGUGUGGACAUCCGGGGAUUCUCGUCGUCGGACUGCUCCAACCAAUCCCGCGGUGGGCUCCCUCGCUUCUUCUCCGAACAGCUUCCCUCUUCUAAGGGUGCUGUUGUUCGUGUACAAGGAGAUGAGUUCUGGCACAUGACCAAAGUCCUGAGGUUGACCACCAAUGACAGAGUGGAACUCUUCAAUGGUAAAGGAGGUCUAGUAGAAGGGUGCAUACAAAGAAUAGAUCGUGCCGGGCUUGAUUUUGAGGCGCUGGAAAGUCCCAAGCUAGUUCUUCCUCGAAAUACUCAGUGGCAAGUCUUUGCAGCAUUUGGUACGCUAAAGGGUGGUCGAGCUGACUGGCUUGUAGAGAAAUGCACAGAGCUUGGAGCACAUAGUGUGACCCCUCUGCUGACAGAGCGUUCCCCAUCAAUAUCCAAUAACCGAGUUGAUCGCUUACAGCGUGUUGUUUUAGCAGCAACUAAACAAAGUCAGCGACUGCAUGAGAUGAUUCUGAAUCCUCCAUUGAACAUUGAUGGGCUCUUACCUCUUGUUUCCCAGUCAAAGCUAUCUUUUUUGGCAACAGCAGAAGCUACACCGCUCGUUAGCACAAUAGCUUCAUAUAGGAACGAAGCGAGCGGAUUGAUAAUCGUGGGACCAGAAGGAGAUUUCACAGUGAAAGAGUUGGAUAUGCUUAAGGAAACUGGUGCUAUUAGUGUUGGUCUUGGGCCACUGAGGCUGCGUGUUGAAACUGCUACAAUUGCACUUCUGGCCACUCUAAUGCUAUGGUCCGACUCUCAGCAACUGGCCAGUUCAUAA